This is a messenger RNA of Sorex fumeus (smoky shrew), 3514 nucleotides long. RefSeq names its product THAP domain containing 12 (gene THAP12). NCBI's taxonomy places the organism in Eukaryota, Metazoa, Chordata, Mammalia, Eulipotyphla, Soricidae. The record is from RefSeq and is a predicted model, not a curated record. The transcript is spliced from 5 exons. The coding region runs from base 283 to 2571 and encodes 762 amino acids. Gene Ontology annotation, molecular function: protein dimerization activity.
AGGAGGCGGCAGCGUCCCGGGCGGGCGGGAGGUGCACCAGCGGCGGCGGCAGCGGUAAAUCCUCCCGGCCGCUCACAGCACUGUGGAGCCGCGUCCCUAGCCCGGCCUCGGACCGCGGCGCCCCUCCUGCCCCUCGCGGCUGCUCGUCCGCCCGCCCCUCCCCGCGGCGCGCGGCCCUGCGGAGCCGGCCGGCCGGCCCGGCUCCCCUCCCCGGCCCCGACGGGCGGGCGCGCUGCCCUGAGGAGGCGGGGAGGGGCGGGCAGGGCCGGCCGGCGCGCGACGAUGCCGAACUUCUGCGCGGCCCCCAACUGCACGCGCAAGAGCACCCAGUCCGACCUGGCCUUCUUCAGGUUCCCGCGGGACCCGGCCAGGUGCCAGAAAUGGGUGGAGAAUUGUAGAAGAGCAGACCUAGAAGACAAAACACCAGAUCAACUAAAUAAACAUUAUCGAUUAUGUGCCAAACACUUUGAGACCUCUAUGAUAUGUAGAACUAGUCCUUAUAGGACAGUUCUUCGAGAUAAUGCAAUACCAACAAUAUUUGAUCUUACCAGCCAUUUGAACAAUCCACAUAGUAGACACAGAAAACGGAUAAAAGAAUUGAGUGAAGAUGAAAUCAGGACUCUGAAACAGAAAAAAAUUGAGGAGACGUCUGACCAGGAACAAAAACAUAAGGAAAUAAACAACAGCAAUGCUCAGAACCCCAGUGCAGAAGAGGGGGGUGAAGAACAGGAUGAAGACAUUUUGCCUUUAACUCUUGAAGAGAAGGAAAAUAAGGAAUACUUAAAAUCUUUGUUUGAAAUUUUGAUCCUCAUGGGAAAACAAAAUAUACCUCUGGAUGGACAUGAAGCUGACGAAAUCCCAGAAGGUCUCUUUACUCCUGAUAACUUCCAAGCACUGCUGGAGUGCCGAAUAAAUUCUGGUGAAGAGAUCCUAAGAAAACGCUUUGAGACAACAGCAGUUAACACAUUGUUCUGCUCGAAAACACAGCAGAAACAGAUGCUGGAAAUUUGUGAGGGCUGUAUUCGGGAAGAAACCCUCAGGGAAGUAAGAGACUCUCACUUCUUUUCCAUCAUCACCGACGAGGUUGUGGACAUAGCAGGGGAAGAGCAGCUGCCCGUGUUGGUGAGGUUUGUCGAUGACUCGCAUAAUCUGAGAGAGGAGUUUCUGGGCUUUCUGCCGUAUGAAGCCGAUGCAGAAAUUUUGGCUGUGAAAUUUCAUACGACGAUCACUGAGAAGUGGGGGCUCAACAUGGAAUAUUGCCGUGGGCAGGCUUACAUUGUGUCCAGUGGAUUUUCUUCCAAAAUGAAAGUUGUUGCUUCUAGACUUUUAGAGAAAUAUCCCCAAGCUGUCUACACACUCUGCUCUUCCUGUGCCUUAAAUAUGUGGUUGGCAAAAUCAGUGCCUGUUAUGGGAGUAUCUAUUGCAUUAGGGACCAUUGAGGAAGUUUGCUCUUUUUUCUACCGGUCACCACAACUGCUCUUAGAGCUUGAUAGUGUAAUUUCUGUCCUCUUUCAGAGCAACGAAGAAAGGGGUAAAGAACUGAAGGAAAUCUGCCAUUCUCAGUGGACAGGCAGGCAUGAUGCUUUUGAAAUUGUAGUUGACCUCCUGCAAGCACUUGUUUUAUGUUUAGAUGGAAUAACCAGUGACACAAAUGUUAGGUGGAAUAACUGUGUAGCUGGCAGAGCAUUUGUGCUCUGUAGUGCAAUAACAGAUUUUGAUUUCAUUGUUACUGUUGUUGUUCUUAAAAAUGUAUUAGCUUUUACAAGAGCCUUUGGGAAAAACCUUCAGGGGCAGACCUCUGAUGUCUUCUUUGCAGCCAGUAGCUUGACCGCUGUUCUGCAUUCACUCAAUGAAGUGAUGGAAAAUAUCGAAGUUUAUCAUGAAUUUUGGUUUGAGGAAGCCACAAAUUUGGCAGCCAAACUUGAUGUUCAGAUGAAACUCCCCGGGAAAUUCCGCAGAGCUCAGCAAAGUAAUCUGGAAUCUCAGCUGACUUCUGAAAUUUACUAUAAAGAAACUCUAAGUGUUCCAACAGUGGAGCACAUUAUUCAGGAAUUGAAGGACAUUUUCUCAGAACAGCACCUCAAAGCUCUUAAAUGCUUGUCUCUGGUGCCCUCUGUCAUGGGUCAACUCAAAUUCAACACGUCGGAGGAACACCAUGCGGACAUGUACAGAAGUGACUUGCCGAAUCCUGAUACUCUCUCAGCAGAGCUGCAUUGUUGGAGAAUCAAGUGGAAACACAGAGGAAAAGACAUAGAACUUCCUUCUACUAUCUAUGAAGCCCUCCAUUUGCCAGACAUCAAAUUUUUUCCAAAUGUUUAUGCAUUGCUAAAGGUCCUGUGUAUUCUUCCUGUGAUGAAAGUAGAAAAUGAGCGCUAUGAAAAUGGACGGAAGCGUCUCAAAGCUUACCUGAGCAACACUUUGAGAGACCAGAGGUCGAGUAACUUGGCUUUGCUUAAUAUAAAUUUUGAUAUAAAACAUGAUUUGGAUUUAAUGGUGGACACAUAUAUCAAACUCUACACAACUAAGUCAGAGCUUCCUACAGAUAAUUCAGAAACCGUUGAAAACACCUAAGAGACUUUAAAAUAGGGUUUAUCUUCCUUUUGAAAGCAUCUUACAGAAAAGCUAUGUUGUGUGUAGGCCACCCAGUCACUGACUGUCUUGACCAGUAGGUCUCCCAUUGAGUAUGUUCAUUUAUACUCGGAGACCGAACUGUUCUAAAAGAUAGCAUUGAAAGUGUCACAUCACAUUUCAGUGUGAAGUCUGCUAGUGGCUCUUUGGAGUUGUUUUUAGUUAUUUUAGACAUAACAUUAUCACUGUGGAUGUGAUAUUUGGGUAUUGAGUUACCAGUUCCUUGAAGAAAUAAAUUUGAGGUUGUGUGGGAGGAAUUCAUUUUAUAAAAUGUUACAUUAAAGCUCACAACUGACCUUUGACUGAUAAGAGUUCUAAGUAUUACUGUUAAAAAUCUGUACUGGACAAUUAAGAGAAUUACCAGAGAAAUGUGAGCUUGCCAAAGUGUAGAUUUUAAGUGUAGAUUUUGUCUUUAGCAAGUGAACUUAAAGAAACAGAUGAGUCUGCCAUUGUUGUUCCAUAACUGGUUGUUGCUGUUUGCAUUCCUUUGUUGAGCCUACAGAAGCUUUUAGCAAGUGGAUAUUGAACUUGUGUUUCAUGGUCGAGAUGGGAUCAGAGGCCAUGGAUACUGACAACUGAUUUGUUUUGCUUUCUUGUCUGUUCUCCAUGACUAUUAUCUACUGCCUCAUCUUGAUUUAUAAGUAAAACUUGGAGAACCCACAAGAAUUAUUGUUUUGUGGGCUUCCGGGAAUAAUAUGAAAAUAUUGCUGUUAUUUUUGGUGAAGGAAAUCAAUUUUGUAUAGUUUAUUUCAACCUAAAUAAAAUGUGAAUUUUGUUUAAAGUUUGGGUAUCUUAUUUUGGCGGGAACAAAAUGUUCUUGUGGUAAAUUCACUUUAAAAGCUGUUUUGAUUAUCACCACAUUUGAAAAUAAAUUCUCUAUUUUUUU